GACCGAGCGAUUUUCCCGUCAUCCUUUGCGCGUACUGCGCCGCGACGACCGCAUUUCCAUCCCGUUGGUAUGUCGUUCGCGUCCAAAGCUACCUUUGUUCUGUGUUGUGCCGUAUCCGUCGGAAUAAUAAGUCAUGUGCAUUACAGGCAAGCGUACGACAGGGAGCAACUUCACUUGGGUGUAAUACGCGACGUCGAGCGACGGCAACGUCGAAAAUCGGAGAAUAUCUACAUCCUGCAGCAGCAGGCCGAGCUAGCCAAAGAACUGCGAAGGGAAGAGGCGCUCCAAGAGAACGUUACGUAACACAUAGGCGUCCCAUCCUAUCUCUG
This is a messenger RNA of Ooceraea biroi (clonal raider ant), 329 nucleotides long. It is a transcript of the gene Pet117, whose product is annotated as cytochrome c oxidase assembly factor-like. Gene Ontology annotation, biological process: mitochondrial respiratory chain complex IV assembly. NCBI's taxonomy places the organism in Eukaryota, Metazoa, Arthropoda, Insecta, Hymenoptera, Formicidae. Gene Ontology annotation, cellular component: mitochondrion. The record is from RefSeq and is a predicted model, not a curated record.